UUUAAUAAGUGUUCCGGUAAGUGUUCCAUUUAAACACCAAUCUCUUGUAAUAAUUUAAACACCGAUCUCUUGUGCUCCAGAAUCACCACAAAUCUCUUGUAAUAAUUUAAACACCAAUCUCUUGUAGUAAUUUAAACACCGAUCUCUUGACAAUUGGUGUUUAUUUGGAACCUGUAUGAAUAGAUUGGGCAGGGAACAUAUAGCAGUGUUUUCCGAGCGAAGGAGAUUGAGACGGGGAAGAUAGUGGCUUUAAAGAAGGUGAGAUUUGACAAUUUUGAGCCAGAAAGUGUACGGUUUAUGGCACGAGAAAUAUUGAUUCUUAGAAGGCUUGAUCAUCCCAAUAUCAUUAAACUGGAAGGCUUGAUUACUUCAAGAUUGUCUUGUAGCAUCUACCUUGUAUUUGAGUACAUGGAGCAUGAUGUUAAAUGGCUCUUGUCAAAACCAGAAAUCAACUUUACUGAAUCACAGAUCAAAUGCUACAUGAAACAGUUGUUAUCUGGUCUUGAGCACUGUCACUCAAGGGGUGUAAUGCACCGGGACAUUAAAGGGUCAAAUCUUCUGGUGAAUAAUGAAGGGAUAUUAAAGGUAGCAGAUUUUGGAUUGGCGAAUGUCUGUAGUUACGGGAACAAGCAGCCACUAACUAGUCGCGUUGUCACGUUAUGGUACCGUCCUCCAGAACUUUUGUUUGGUUCAACAGAUUAUGGUCCAUCUGUGGAUAUUUGGAGUGUUGGUUGUGUCUUUGCAGAGUUACUAGUUGGGAAGCCUAUACUUAAGGGAAGAACAGAGGUAGUAAUACCUAUCUUUUCAAAAUGUAUGCACUUUUCUCCUUCCCAAAAUUCAGCAAAAUGGAUGUAAAACAGCUUUUGAUUACAGACGAUUGAUA
This is a messenger RNA of Trifolium pratense (red clover), 883 nucleotides long. RefSeq names its product protein IMPAIRED IN BABA-INDUCED STERILITY 1-like. Gene Ontology annotation, biological process: protein phosphorylation; positive regulation of transcription elongation by RNA polymerase II. Gene Ontology annotation, molecular function: ATP binding; cyclin-dependent protein serine/threonine kinase activity; RNA polymerase II CTD heptapeptide repeat kinase activity. Gene Ontology annotation, cellular component: cyclin-dependent protein kinase holoenzyme complex; nucleus. The transcript is spliced from 2 exons. Bases 298 to 855 code for a protein of 185 amino acids. The record is from RefSeq and is a predicted model, not a curated record. Lineage: Eukaryota; Viridiplantae; Streptophyta; Magnoliopsida; Fabales; Fabaceae.